Molecule: messenger RNA, 2533 nt
Organism: Phoenix dactylifera (date palm)
Lineage: Eukaryota; Viridiplantae; Streptophyta; Magnoliopsida; Arecales; Arecaceae
Product: serine carboxypeptidase-like 17
Biological process (GO): proteolysis; secondary metabolic process
Molecular function (GO): serine-type carboxypeptidase activity; acyltransferase activity, transferring groups other than amino-acyl groups
Source: RefSeq, a predicted model, not a curated record
CUUUUUGGCUCUCUAAGGCCAGUUUACUGCGUGUCUUUCCCCGCCUUCAGACAACCAACCCAUGGUUCCCGUAAUAUUGCACGAAGGUCACAGGACUGGUCACUCCAUGCCAAACCUUCAUCUAGAUCAUUUUAAAGAAGUUAGGACCCGGCCCUCGACGUCCAGCCUCAGCCCUGGGAGAGAAGAGCCCAAGCCCACCAUGUCUCCUCUUCUUCGCUUGCUGCUCUGCUGUUGUUCCUGCUGGCCUCCGGUCCUCUCGGCAAUCACUGUCUCUCGCCUCCCAGGCUUCCGCGGGGCUUUGCCCUUCUACUUAGAAACCGGGUACGCGACUGUGGACGAGGUUAACGACUCACAACUCUUCUAUUACUUCAUCAAGUCUGAGGGAAACCCAGAAGAGGACCCUCUCUUGCUUUGGCUCUCCGGCGGACCCGGGUGCUCCUCCUUCUCUGCUCUUGCUUUCGAGAUUGGUCCUGUUCAAUUUGAGAUUGCUGAAUAUAAUGGGAGCUUGCCAACUCUAGUUUUGAAUCCGUAUUCCUGGACGAAGGUCUCCAACAUUAUCUUUCUUGACUCCCCCAUUGGAACUGGGUUCUCAUUCUCCAGAAGCACCAAAGGUUAUGAAGUUGGGGAUGUCAUAUCAUCAAAACAAAUCUACACCUUUCUCAGAAAGUGGUUCAAGGAUCAUCCCCGAUUCCUCUCCAAUCCUCUCUACAUUGCUGGUGAUUCAUAUGGUGGGAAGAUUGUUCCAGUUGUCGCACAGGAGAUAUCGCAAGGUAUUGAAACUGGACAGCAGCCACUUCUUAAUCUAAAGGGUUAUCUGAUCGGAAACCCUUUAACAGGUGAAAGAAUUGAUGUCAAUUCCCGGGUCCCUUACGCUUGCCAAGUUGGUAUCAUAUCGGAUGAACUCUAUGAGCUGACAGAGAAGAACUGUGAAGGAGAAGAUUAUGAACAUCCAGUUGGUGCGCAGUGUGUUGCAACUCUUGAAGUAGUUGCAGAGUUUUUUCAAGAGAUUGACUAUACCCAUAUCUUAGCGCCUAAAUGUUCUCUGACAUCACUGAAACCAAAGGCAGUGACUGGAGAUAGAAGAAUUCUCAAGGAAAACCAUGACAAAUACUUGAUUCCUCCACCAGCUCCUGCUCUAGGUUGUAAGUCAUAUGCCCACUAUUUGUCCUAUUACUGGGCAAACAAUCAUGCCACUAAAGAGGCUCUCCACAUCCAAAAGGGAACAGUUGGAGAAUGGUUAAGGUGCAACUAUGAGUUACCAUACAAACGGGACAUUCCAAGUAAUGUAAAAUACCAUCGGAAGCUUACAAGUGAAGGGUACCGAGCUUUAGUUUACAGCGGGGACCAUGACUUGGCUAUACCUUUUCUGGGAACGAAAGAAUGGAUUAAAUCUCUCGACUACUUCAUCGUGGAUGAUUGGCGGUCGUGGCAUGCGGGUGGCCAAGUUGCAGGAUAUACAAGAACAUACUCCAACAAUUUAACGUUCGCAACUGUAAAGGGUGCAGGACACACAGCUCCGGAGUAUCGGCCUAAUGAAUGCCUAGCUAUGUUUAAAAGAUGGAUAAAUCACAAGCCAUUAUAAGGUUAAAGCAUCAUUGGAAGCUGAAACCUGAACAGUCCUGCAAAUUGCUGGAUAAAUUGUUGCAUCAAAUUAAUCUGUGCAUCCACAAAUUUAUAGCAAUCAAGAAGUAUGGAGUUUGUUUCUUACCUCCUGCCUCCACAACCCCAUCUUCUCUUCAGCGUCGGCAGAGAAUUGAAUUAAUUACGGUUUCGAUUAACAUACGACUGUAGAAGUUUAAUGAAUCUGGCAUUAUUUAUAGUUUACACUAAUAGCACAACAUUUGAGCAAUAAGAUCCCCAAAAUCCCAAACAAUGGCCCCAAACCGCUAACAUCCAAACGGGCAAACCGCAAGGGAUUCGAAAGAGCACAUAUCCUGCCGCUAAAAAUUGUUCAGGAAGCCAAAAAAAAAUAUAGAGUUCAUCUCAGAAACAUAAAACAAGGGGAGAGACGAAUAUUUUAUAUCAGCUGUAAAAAUGCAAACGAUGGAGACAAUAGAGGUAAAUACGGGGAAAGGGUUCCUUCCUCCACCAAGAAAGGAAAAAAAAAAUAAAAGGAUGAGGAAGACAGUAGAGGGAGAGAGGAGACUUUUGAGGGUGUUUUCGUCCGUGGAGCUUGUGGACGGCUCAAGAUCGAAGAGGGACGGAGACAGAUGGAGACACCGCCACGGUAGCGACGUCGAGGCAACCACGGCUUCAAUCUCAUAGAAGGAUAGGAGGGAAGAUGCUGGCAACGACGGCGGGGGAGAAGCCUGUCCGAUAGAUGGCACCGGCGGCGACCAUAGAAGUAAGGGAUGGCAGCGACGGCCGGCCGGGGAACGAAACAUUCAAAUCAGCCCAUCCCGGCCCAAAAUCCGGCGGGCCUGGGUGGCCCGUAAUCAAUCUAAUGAGACUGUGAGACAGGACCUAUCUUUUUAUGGUCGUGGAAGCAUUUUCUAUAUUUGUCACGAUCAUUAAUGGACUCAUUAUGUGGUCC